Aspergillus pseudotamarii is the source of this 1482-nucleotide messenger RNA. RefSeq names its product cytochrome P450. The transcript is spliced from 5 exons. Gene Ontology annotation, molecular function: oxidoreductase activity, acting on paired donors, with incorporation or reduction of molecular oxygen; heme binding; monooxygenase activity. The record is from RefSeq and is a predicted model, not a curated record. The coding region runs from base 1 to 1482 and encodes 493 amino acids. NCBI's taxonomy places the organism in Eukaryota, Fungi, Ascomycota, Eurotiomycetes, Eurotiales, Aspergillaceae.
AUGUUUCUGCUGCUACUCGAAACCCUAGCCCUGGCCUAUGUGGCCUGGAGUUUGGUAGCUAUGGAGAUCAACUACCGCCGCGCGUGCACGAUGAGGAUUCCUCUCGUGCGGCUCUGGAUCGACCCACAGAAUCUCAUUUGGAUCAUUAUGGAGCCCCAUCUCUGGCCCUGGCUCGAUCGACUGCCCAUCAACUGGGGUAAUUUUGGUCGCUACUCUCGUCGUGGAUGGUACUUUGCCGAUCGAGGGGAGUCGCAUCGCCGCUACGGUCCGAUCUGGGCGCUGGUCACUCCCAAGGAAAUUUACAUCAAUGUCGCCGAUUCAGAAGCAAUCCAUGACAUCUUCCGACGGCGGACAGAUUUUAUCCGCCCAGUGGAACAGUACACGGUACUUGAAGUCUAUGGACCAUGUAUCUCCACAGCCAAUACAACCGACUGGCCACGCCAUCGAAAAGUGCUUGCUACUCCCUUCAACGAGAGUGCUAUGUCCUUUGUAUGGGAUGAAAGCGUUGAGCAGAGUCGCCAGAUGCUUGACAUCUGGGCCUCUCCAGACCUCGAGAAGAUCUCCAGCGUCGCGAGGGAUACCCGCACACUCUCGUUGAAUGUCCUCGCUGCUAUAGGAUUUCGGAAAUCGUAUCCUUUUCAGAGUGCUGGUGAGAGCUGCUACCGGACAGAAGGUGACUCUGGAAGCUAUCGGGAUGCGCUGCAAACCCAGCACAUGGUACGUAUGCUGGACGAGGAGGUACAGGCGUUGAACAACGGCCAGGCUGGCUCGGGUGGUCUAAUGACGUCGUUUGUGCGCGCCAUGAAUCUCAAGCAGCACGACGCAGGGGGUAAAACCAAGGGUGUGCCGCUACAAGGACUGACUAUCGACGAGAUAUUCGGCAACAUCUUUGUAAUCAACUUCGCGGGACAUGAUACAACGGCUAAUACGCUGAGUUUUGCCUUCCUUCUCUUGGCCGCGUACCCUGAGGUGCAAGACUGGGUUGCCGAGGAGCUCCUGUUGACGGACAUCAGGGGUCGAUAUGCUGACCUUUUCCCCAAGCUCAGUCGCUGUCGAGCUAUCAUGCUUGAAACCCUCCGUCUCUACCCCCCGAUCCCCUCCCUACCCAAAUGGACCAACGGCCAGCCCCAACCACUGAAAGUGGGCGAGAAAACUAUAAUCAUCCCACCAAAAGUAGGAAUCAAUCCCAGCCUUCUCACGAUGCACAUCGAUCCUCAACACUGGGAAGAUCCUCUGGAAUGGAAACCUUCACGAUGGAUCGCACCCACCAAGUUGGACACAGCGAUUUCGAUUGGGAGGGAACAGCUUAUCACUCCAGUACAGUACAUAUACUUCCCCUGGUCAGAUAGACCACAGAACUGUCCAAUGGUCAUUGCAAGUCUUCUUCAGAAUUACCGGAUCAGUUCUGUUAUAAAUAUAAGAGAGACAGUUCAGCAGAUACACAAGAGAAUUCUGGCUACUACAAGAGAUAUUGAUCUGUAA